UGAGUAGGCUAAAUGCUAUGCCAGCUUGAAUGCGCCCAUAGUGUGAUAUUUGAGAGACAAGUGACUGGUUCAAACUGAAAAAGAUUGAUGGAGGAGCCAACGCGACAGGAAGUGCAUGCGAAGGAAAAAUCUAGCGUGUCCAAAAACGAUGAUGGUACAGCGCAAAUUAGUGAAAAUGCAUUGGAUUCGAGUAUCGAUCUAAAUUAUGAUGUUUUGAGAAUUAUCUUUGAAUAUUUAAAUGGCAGGAAUCUGGCGAGCGCUGCGAUGGUUUGCAAAUCUUGGUUAGAAGCUGCUAAUGAAGAAAAAUGGACAAGAGGUCCUUGUUGUUUCAAAUUUCAACAAUAUACACAAUACAAUAAUUUUGUAUAUAUACCAUCAGAGUUUAUAGAUAGUAUCAGAGAUAUAAGAAUUAAACCAUCAGCAGGUUUUUUUUUUAUUCCUGAUGAAGUCAUACCAACCGGUAUAAAAGUAAUUGUAGAGGCUUUGCUACCUAAAAAUUGUGAAAUUAUAAUAUUGGGUACUAACAAUAUUAUAAUAGGUGAAAAAAUGAUACAUUAUUCAUCUGCAAAUAUGGUAUGUGCGUUUUUACCACAAAUCCCGAACGUGAGAGUGAAAUCAUUUAAAAUACCAGAAAAUUGUAUCAUACGGAAAACAGCUGAAUAUCAGGAGAUAAUUAGCACAAUUGUUAAUAAUGAAACAUCCACCUCGAAUCACGAGACAUGUUUUAUGUUAUUUUGUAAUUUAUGGGGUCGUAGCAGAGCAAAACGUUGGGCCUCGACCAUACGAGAAAGACUUAGUAAAGAAAAUGAAAUAAUUUCCGUAUGGGGUGGUGUGGUGAAAGACCUUUAUGCACAACGUGCACAUACUGGCUUGUGCAAAGGACAAAAAAGGAGAUUCGAAUUUUUUGAAAUGCACUACUACUAUACACCACGUUGUUUCGCCGUUCUAAUUACUGGCUCUGUACAGACAUGGUCCACGAUUUUGGAAAGGAAAUGCAAUACAAAAGAGCUAAUCGAAGCGAGAUUAAAGUUAUUUAAGGACAAAGUGAAGUUAAAAAAACAUUCCAUAGGAUUUACCUUCAUGAGUCCACAAUGUGGAGCUGAUAUUCACGAUAAAAUCAAUGAAGAAUCAAUAGCAUUCAAAAGAUUAUUCCCCAAAGUACCCUUGGUAGGCUUAGUCGGUGAUGAUGAAUUUUGUGGCGUGUUCGGAAAAACUACUGCCGUCGAUGAGGUGAACGAAGAAAGAAACGAUAAAAAGAAACAAAAUUGUGAGAAAUCUAAAUCUUGGUUUAAUGACUCUACUGUAUUUUUGAUACUUACGUAUGGUUAACGUUUUUAAAAAAAAUACAUAUGCUAUGUGUUGCAAACAUAUUUUAUCACUCGUACAUUACUAGAUUUAGAUCUCGUGUUCACCAAUUUUUUUUGUUAUUAACGAAACAAUGAAAUAAUCGUUCGACAUUGACAGAACAAAAACAUACAGUAUAACGAAUGUCGUAGCAAUAAAUCUAAGUACAGAAAUUUAUAUCUUAUUCUAGAUGUAAUAUCUAUGAAUGCGUUUUGUACGAGUCUUAAAAUGAUGUUAUUGAUGAAUACAAGGAAAAACAAGUUACAAUUUAUGAUAUUACAUAUGUUUGUACUGAUAUUAUACGUUUGUACUAUAUAUAUUUUGCAUAUUUUU
Wasmannia auropunctata (little fire ant) is the source of this 1677-nucleotide messenger RNA. RefSeq lists its product as uncharacterized. Gene Ontology annotation, molecular function: protein binding. Gene Ontology annotation, biological process: protein polyubiquitination; positive regulation of proteasomal ubiquitin-dependent protein catabolic process. The record is from RefSeq and is a predicted model, not a curated record. NCBI's taxonomy places the organism in Eukaryota, Metazoa, Arthropoda, Insecta, Hymenoptera, Formicidae. The transcript is spliced from 5 exons. Bases 88 to 1329 code for a protein of 413 amino acids.